Molecule: messenger RNA, 3296 nt
Organism: Lycium ferocissimum
Lineage: Eukaryota; Viridiplantae; Streptophyta; Magnoliopsida; Solanales; Solanaceae
Product: leucine-rich repeat receptor protein kinase HPCA1-like
Exons: 19
Coding region: 180-3023 (947 amino acids)
Biological process (GO): protein phosphorylation
Molecular function (GO): protein kinase activity; protein binding; ATP binding
Source: RefSeq, a predicted model, not a curated record
CUACGUACAGAUAUAUUAUCCUCUUGCUGAUCAGAGACUAGAGUCCACAUAACAAAUCAACCACUUGUGGUUUCUGUUUCUUUCCAUUAGUUUUUUCUCUUCCCUAAAAAAAGAAUAUUUCUUUGACCCUAUUUAGAGAGGAAGAAGAAGGUUAGGUUGCAUGGUGGUGGAUUUAAACAAUGGUACAAACAAAAAUCCUACUGAUCAUCUCUUGUCUGCUUAUUUCUAUGCAAGUUUUGGUGCAGCUGGAAGCUUUUACCAAUUCUGGUGACUAUGGUGUUCUAGAGUCACUGAAGGACGAGUGGGAGAACGUACCUCCAAGUUGGGAUGGCUCUGAUCCUUGUGGUGAUUCAUGGGAAGGCAUCGGGUGCAACAAUUCACGUGUUAUUUCUAUAAAAUUAUCAAGCAUGAAUCUGAAAGGGGAGCUAUCUGGAGACAUCGAGGCCUUGUCUGAACUGCAGAUAUUGGAUCUAUCAUACAACAAAGGCUUGACAGGUUCACUCCCUCAAUCAAUUGGAAGUUUGAAGAGUUUAACAACUCUGAUCCUCGUUGGUUGCGGGUUUUCUGGGCCGAUACCGGAGACAGUUGGAUCCCUUAGCCAGCUGCAUUUUCUGGCUUUGAAUUGUAACAACUUUAUUGGACCGAUACCAGCUUCUAUUGGUAAUUUAUCAAAACUAUCUUGGCUGGACUUAGCUGAUAAUAGGCUCAGUGGGCCUCUUCCAGUCUCCCAUGGAAGCACACCUGCUCUAGAUAUGCUUGUUCACACAAAGCAUUUUCACCUGGGGAGAAAUCGAUUCUCCGGUGAGAUUCCAGAUCAGCUAUUCAGCCCAAAUAUGACUCUCAUACAUUUGUUGCUUGAGAAAAACCAGCUCACUGGAAAGAUACCCCCUACAUUAGGACUUGUGCAGACUCUGGAAGUGGUUCGUCUUGACAGGAAUUCAUUAUAUGGAUCGAUUCCAUCAACCCUCAAAAAUCUCACAAAUUUGGUUGAACUGUUCUUAUCAAACAAUGAAUUCACUGGCCCCUUGCCCAAUCUUACUGGCAUGAAUGUCCUCCACCACUUAGAUAUGAGCAAUAAUACAUUUAGCUCAGCUGAUUUUCCGCCGUGGUUUUCAACUUUGCAGUCGUUGAUGACUCUGGUAAUGGAGAACACUCAACUUCAAGGAGAAAUUCUGCCAAGCCUCUUCAGUCUUUUUCAGUUGCAGACCGUCCGCUUGAAGGGAAACAAGAUUAAUGGAACACUGGAUAUUGAAUCCAGCUAUAGCAGCCAACUAAAGCAGAUUGAUUUGCAGAACAAUUCCAUUGAAUCACUCGCAGGAAUACCUAAAUAUCCUUUUCAAAUAAUACUUAAGGAUAAUCCAGUUUGUUAUGAAGAUGUAUCAAAAAACUACUGUGGCGUUGCCCAAAUGAACCUUGAAUAUUCAACCCCACCAGAUAAUUGCGUCAAAACUCCAUGCAGUUCUGAUCAAAUUCCUAGCCCUACCUGUAAAUGUAGUUAUCCGUACACAGGCAGCCUAGUUUUCAAAGCUCCUUCCUUUUCUGACUUGAGAAACACAAGCAUUGAGUCACUUCACAAGUCUAUGAUAUCUUCUUUUAGCCAACAUCAGGUGCAAGUAGAUUCAGUUUCCUUGAGUAAUCCGGAAAAGACAGAUGGCUACUUUGCGUUACGCCUGCAAGUUUUUCCAUUUGGCCAAGAUCAUUUCAACCGUACCGGGAUUACCACAAUUGGAUUUACACUUAGCAAUCAGACUUUCAAACCUCAUCCAGAUUUAGGACCAUUCUAUUUCAAUGGCGAAAGCUACAAUCACUUUGAAGUUGGAUCAAGAGGAUCUCACAAGUCAAUUUCUAAAGAAAAUAUAAUCGGAGCAGUAGCUGGUGGAUCUAUCCUUUUAAUUUUAUCACUUAUUAUAGGAGUUUUAGUUUGCCAAAAGAAAAGAGCUCAAGAGGCUGCUAGAAAGAACGACCCUUUUGCUACAUGGGAUUCUAUUAAAGACAGCGGCAGUGUUCCACAGUUAAAAGGUGUAAAAUGUUACACAUUUGAAGAGCUGAAAAAAUACACCAAUAACUUUUCAGAAAGCAAUUACGUCGGAUCUGGUGGUUAUGGAAAGGUAUACAGAGGGAUACUUCCAGAUGGACAACUUGUUGCAAUUAAAAGAGCAGAGCAAGGAUCUAAGCAGGGUGCCCUUGAGUUUAAAAAUGAGAUUGAGCUUCUUUCUAGGUUUCAUCACAAAAAUGUUGUCAGCCUUGUAGGCUUUUGUUUCAGGCAAGGCGAACAGAUGUUGGUCUAUGAAUAUAUACCAAAUGGCUCCUUGAAAGAAAGUCUUUCAGGGAAGUCUGGGAUUAAGUUGGAUUGGAAGAGGAGGCUUCGGAUAGCCCAUGGAGCAGCCAGAGGGUUGCAAUAUCUUCAUGACCAUGUUGACCCUCCUAUCAUCCACCGAGAUAUCAAAUCAAAUAACAUCUUGCUAGAUGAGCGCUUGAAUGCGAAAGUUGCUGAUUUUGGUCUCUCCAAGUCGAUGAGUGAGCCAGAAAAGGGUUACGUCAGCACUCAGGUUAAAGGAACAAUGGGCUACAUGGAUCCAGAGUAUUACACAACACAACAGUUGACUGAGAAGAGUGAUGUCUAUAGCUUCGGGGUUGUGCUACUGGAGCUUAUAACAGCAAGGAGUCCUAUCGUGAGAGGAAAAUAUAUCGUGAAGGAAUUGAAGCAAGCGAUGGAUAAGUCUAAAGACAUGUAUAACAUUGAUAGUUUUGUUGAUCCCGCUAUCCCUUCAAGCAUGACACCUAUCAGCUUCAGGAAGUUUGUGGAUCUAGCUUUCACAUGCCUCGAAGAAGCAGGAGCUCAUAGGCCAACAAUGUGUGAGGUGGUGAAAGAGAUUCAGAACAUCAUGGAAAUAGAUGGAAUGAACACUUACGCUGAAUCAAGUUCAACUUCUGUAAGCCGCGAAGGAACCAGCGCAACCUUUGACCAUCCUUACAGUGAAGAAAGCCUAAAUCGUCACAGCGGGGGCACCAAUUCGCGAUAAACGUACCACCUAUUCUCCUGGAGCCAGCAGCUUUAACUAAAUAUGCUUUGUUUGAAAAAUGGUAAGUGAUUCAAGCAGCUCUUGUCCUUGUGUUAUAUGUGUACAUUCUGUGAAUGUAUGAGGGUGUUUUUGCAUAGAGAAUUAAGAGCUGUGUACAGCCUUAUAGACAUGAUCGAAAAGUCCAUCUAAGGAUACUGUUUGUGAAUUCAUUUCAGUCUAAUAUAUCCUGUGUGACAUUAUAUGCUCAACUGUGUGGAAAUGUUCAUUUCAUUA